AUGAGACCGAUACAUCCGUUCCAAAAGCACUUCUGCGUCUUGUUCUUGUCCAUUGCACUCCUUGCCACGUUUAUCACUUUGAAAAAGAGACACAUGCCUUCUUCCGAUGCAUUCUCUGCAAACUACACAGACGACUUUUUGGCUUACGUACAUUCGAAUACUUCUCUUGCACAAAGAUAUUUUACUCUAGAAAACGAUAUUUCAAGAAUGAAUUUAAGUCGCGCUAGGAAUGUGAUUGAUGAGCGUCGCGUAGUGUAUAUUUUGGGUUUGUUCGAGCUGACAACGAAAUGGGGAAGGAGGUAUGAAGGAGAAAGUGAAAUGUCUGCGGCCAAACUAGCUGUUGAUCAUGUUAAUGCCCUUAAUGUUUUACCUGGGUACUCCUUAGAGCUGCUGGUGAACGAUACAGAGUGCGACCCUGGAGUUGGUAUAGACAGAUUUUUCCAUGCCCUAUAUUCCAACAAAACUAUAUUAAUGUUGCUCGGGGCUGGUUGUUCCAACGUAUCGGAGAGAUUAGCACAUGUAGUGCCGUUUUGGAACAUAAUUCAAGUGUCAUUCGGAUCCACAUCUCCUUCUUUAAGCGAUAGAAACAAGUUCCCUCUAUUCUUUCGCACGGUGGCUCCAGACACAUCACAUAAUAGUGCCAAAAUUCACUUCGUCAAGGAGUUCGGGUGGGAGGUGGUGGCCACGUUUAGUCAAAGCGAAAACGAAUAUUUGCUUCCCGUGAACCAUCUGGUUACAGAGUUGGAGAAAGUUAAUGUUACAUGUAUUUCCAUGGUCACGUUUUCCUUGGAUAACUAUAAGGAGCAGCUAAGAGUUUUGAAACAUUCCGACCGACCAGACGUGCCCAGGAAGAGAAUUGUCCGCCGUACCACGACAAGGAAAGGUGCACUGUUGUCUCCGUCCGGUGUACCAGACCUAAACUGCGUGUUCGGCUUAUAG
Anoplophora glabripennis (Asian longhorned beetle) is the source of this 939-nucleotide messenger RNA. RefSeq names its product gamma-aminobutyric acid type B receptor subunit 1-like. Gene Ontology annotation, biological process: gamma-aminobutyric acid signaling pathway; G protein-coupled receptor signaling pathway. The record is from RefSeq and is a predicted model, not a curated record. Gene Ontology annotation, molecular function: G protein-coupled GABA receptor activity. Lineage: Eukaryota; Metazoa; Arthropoda; Insecta; Coleoptera; Cerambycidae. Gene Ontology annotation, cellular component: G protein-coupled receptor heterodimeric complex; membrane. The coding region runs from base 1 to 939 and encodes 312 amino acids. The transcript is spliced from 5 exons.